Petromyzon marinus (sea lamprey) is the source of this 2619-nucleotide messenger RNA. Its product is annotated as V-type proton ATPase subunit G 1-like. Gene Ontology annotation, molecular function: ATP hydrolysis activity; proton-transporting ATPase activity, rotational mechanism. Gene Ontology annotation, cellular component: vacuolar proton-transporting V-type ATPase complex; vacuolar proton-transporting V-type ATPase, V1 domain; synaptic vesicle membrane. Gene Ontology annotation, biological process: synaptic vesicle lumen acidification. Lineage: Eukaryota; Metazoa; Chordata; Hyperoartia; Petromyzontiformes; Petromyzontidae. The record is from RefSeq and is a predicted model, not a curated record.
CUCCCCCACUCGCCCUCCCCCCGUCACGUGAUGUCUCUGGGGUGGUGGAGGCAGAGCAGCAGGAAGAAGCAGCAAUGGCGAGUCAGUCCCACGGCAUCCAGCAGCUGCUGCAGGCCGAGAAGCGAGCGGCGGAGAAGGUGUCCGAAGCUCGCAAGCGGAAGAACCAGCGGCUGAAGCUCGCCAAGAAGGAGGCACAGGCGGAGAUCGACGAGUACAAGACGAAGCGUGAGGAGGAGUUCGCUCAGCGGCGCGACGCGGCCCUGGGCUCGCAGGGCGACGUGUCAGCGCGCGUGGACGAGGACACGGACCGGCGCCUCGUGGCGAUGAAGGACGGCUUCGGCGACCGGCGGGACGCCGUCCUGGACAGCCUGCUGGCGCUCGUGUGCGACGUGCGCCCCCAGAUCCACGAGAAUUACCGCAUCGCCAGCGCCUAGCCGCCCAACCGGCGCCACCGCAUCGUCACCACCGCCGCCGCCGGCACCGCAUCGUCACCACCGCCGCAGCAUCGCCGCCAUCACCGCCGCCGCCGGCACCACCGCAGCAGCAUCGCUGAAACACACCGCCACUACCGCCUCACUGUAGUCACUCUCACUGCACUACCACCAUCUCACUGUAACCGCGUUACACUGUAACCACGUUACCCUGUAACCACGUUACCGUGUAACCACGUUACAGUGUAACCACGUUACACUGUAACCACGUUACCGUGUAACCACGUUACAGUGUAACCACGUUACCGUGUAACCACGUUACCGUGUAACCACGUUACCGUGUAACCACGUUACCGUGUAACCACGUUACAGUGUAACCACGUUACCCUGUAACCACGUUACAGUGUAACCACGUUACCCUGUAACCACGUUACAGUGUAACCACGUUACCGUGUAACCACGUUACCAUGUAGCCACGUUACAGUGUAACCACGUUACCGUGUAACCACGUUACCCUGUAACCACGUUACCCUGUAACCACGUUACAGUGUAACCACGUUACACUGUAACCACGUUACCGUGUAACCACGUUACACUGUAACCACGUUACCGUGUAACCACGUUACACUGUAACCACGUUACAGUGUAACCACGUUACCGUGUAACCACGUUACCGUGUAACCACGUUACCCUGUAACCACGUUACACUGUAACCACGUUACCGUGUAACCACGUUACACUGUAACCACGUUACCGUGUAACCACGUUACCCUGUAACCACGUUACAGUGUAACCACGUUACAGUGUAACCACGUUACACUAACCACGUUACCGUGUAACCACGUUACAGUGUAACCACGUUACCGUGUAACCACGUUACACUGUAACCACGUUACCGUGUAACCACGUUACACUGUAACCACGUUACCGUGUAACCACGUUACACUGUAACCACGUUACAGUGUAACCACGUUACACUGUAACCACGUUACCGUGUAACCACGUUACACUGUAACCACGUUACCGUGUAACCACGUUACACUGUAACCACGUUACAGUGUAACCACGUUACACUGUAACCACGUUACCGUGUAACCACGUUACCCUGUAACCACGUUACAGUGUAACCACGUUACCGUGUAACCACGUUACCGUGUAACCACGUUACACUGUAACCAUGUUACCGUGUAACCGUGGUUACACUGUAACCACGUUGCCGUGUAACCACGUUACAGUGUAACCACGUUACACUGUAACCACGUUACCGUGUAACCACGUUACACUGUAAUCACGUUACCGUGUAACCACGUUACACUGUAACCACGUUACCGUGUAACCACGUUACCCUGUAACCACGUUACAGUGUAACCACGUUACCGUGUAACCACGUUACAGUGUAACCACGUUACCGUGUAACCACGUUACCGUGUAACCACGUUACACUGUAACCAUGUUACCGUGUAACUGUGGUUACACUGUAACCAUGUUACCGUGUAACUGUGGUUACACUGUAACCACGUUGCCGUGUAACCACGUUACAGUGUAACCACGUUACACUGUAACCACGUUACCGUGUAACCACGUUACACUGUAACCACGUUACCGUGUAACCACAUUACCGUGUAACCACGUUACCGUGUAGCCACGUUACAGUGUAACCACGUUACCGUGUAACCACGUUACCCUGUAACCACGUUACAGUGUAACCACGUUACACUGUAUACACGUUACCGUGUAACCACGUUACACUGUAACCACGUUACCGUGUAACCACGUUACACUGCAACCACGUUACAGUGUAACCACGUUACCGUGUAACCACGUUACCCUGUAACCACGUUACACUGUAACCACGUUACCGUGUAACCACGUUACACUGUAACCACGUUACCGUGUAACCACGUUACCCUGUAACCACGUUACAGUGUAACCACGUUACAGUGUAACCACGUUACACUAACCACGUUACCGUGUAACCACGUUACCGUGUAACCACGUUACAGUGUAACCACGUUACCGUGUAACCACGUUACACUGUAACCACGUUACCGUGUAACCACGUUACACUGUAACAACGUUACCGUGUAACCACGUUACACUGUAACAACGUUACCGUGUAACCACGUUACACUGUAACCACGUUACAGUGUAACCACGUUACAGUGUAACCACGUUACACUGUAACCAC